AUGGCUGAAUCUUCAUGCUCAGCCAGAUGAGGAUUAAAAAGAAAAAUUACAUUGGGGAUUUCAGUUGCAGCUUUAUUUUUGUAUGCAGCAAUUACUAUUUGGCUUGCUUUUGAAACUAAUAUUGGUGAUAAAUUUUUGCCUUCAGAUAAAGAAUUUAUAUAUAAUAACCAAAUUUUUACUCCAUCAAAAGAUUCAGAGGAAAGUAAUCAAAAUGAUAAUGAUCAUGCAGAACAAAAUAGCAAAGCUAACAUCUCUAAUUCUCAUUGAGAGUAUUAUAGCCUGCUAUCAUCCAGUCUCGUUGAAUUCAAAGAUUAUGAUAUAAGUGCAGAAUCUUCACAAAGAUUCCAAAAAAUCCCUUCACAAAUUCCAAAUAUUUCUUGUUUUCCUCUAAAACUUGGAUACUCAGAUAGCCAGGCAGACGAAUUAUUUAAUCCAUGAAAAUCAUUUGAUAGUUGCAGUGACGAAAAAAAUCAAUUUUUAUUUUUCAAUUCAUCAAAUAAGUAAUUUUCAAGCAGCAAACUUGAAAUGAAUUGCACAGAAAACCCUCAAUAUGCACUAGGGAGCUUAAUUGAAACUGAAUCAUUUGGAUCUUUAUUAAUCCAAAUAAAAUGAAAUAACUAUACAAGCCCAGUUGAUAUUGGUCAAAGGGAAUUUGCAUAUGGGAAAUGUGGGCGCCAAAUUCAAACGUUUUUAGUUAACAAAUUCAACAAAAAAGUCGCAGAUGAAGCGAAAGAAAAAUCAAGAGAAAUCAAUCAAUUUUUAGCUAGAAGAAAACCGCAUAGGCCUCUUACUGUUUUUUACAUAUUGAUUGACUCUUUAUCUCGUCUUCAUUUAUAUAGAAAUCUACCUUUAUUUAUUGAUUUUUUAAACUCAAAUAUCGUAACUGGUAAAUAUUCAAUGGACUUUUUAGCUUAUGACUUCUUACAUCCCUACUUCAAGGUCAAUUAAGAAAUGGAAAAGAUAUAAUAAUUUGAGAGAGGAUAGUGCAAGAAUUUUAGCUCUUAUUAAUUAUUAUUUCAAUUAAACGUAAAAUUUUGUUUAUGAAUUUAAAAUUUUAUAUAUAAAAAUGACCUCAAAAGCAAAAUUCUAUUAAAAAAAUGCCAAAUCCAAAAAAAUGAUACCUUUAUUUUCAUAAGGAGGAUUAAUAAAUAGUGCACAAGGAGAAAACACAUAUCCCAAUAUGAUUCCUGUUCUAUAUGGCCAUAACUCAUCUUUUCAUGAUGAUUUAAUCGGCGGAAAAGGUUUCAGUUUUAGGCGAAAAGCUGAUGAUUGGAUCUUUCAAGGAAUCCAACAAAAUUCUCUGUGACAUUUCUAUAAAGAAAAUGGCUUUGUCACAAUGAUGGGUUAUGACACAAUAUAUGAUUUUCUCGCUAAAGGACUUGGAAAAAAAAUUCAAACAGAUCACCAAGCUUUCAAUUUUUGGUCAGGAGCAGCCUAUACAUAUGGCUAUAAAGAUUUCUUAGAGCUCCAGCAGUGCUUGGGUCUUCACAACUCUCAUUACUAUAUGCUUGAUUAUACUUGGCAAUAUCUCAAUAAUUAUUCAAAAAUCAAUAAAUUUGCAUAUAUUCAUCUUUCAACAGCUCACGAAGAGAGUGGAACUGUUAUAAGAACACUAGAUGAUGAUUUAGUAGAAUACAUGGAAAAAUUGGUCAAAUAUUUCUAUGAUAAUCCAGAUGAAGAUAUGAUGAUUUUUGUUGGCUCAGAUCAUGGAAAGCAUACGAAAGAGUGGGAUAGAAGUUAUGAAGGGUAUAUUGAAAAUAAGCUUCCUUCUCAGUUUGUUAUUACUAAUAGAAAAUUUAUUUCAAGGAUAGAUGCAGCUCGCAAUUUAAAAGAAAACUCGUUGAGAAUGGUUGGAAAAUUUGACUGAAACUUGACUUUAAAACAAUUAGCUGUGUCUCCAUAUGGAAAAUUAGACCCAAAAAGCAUUCUUUAUAAUCAGUGGAAAAAGGACUUCUUUGUAAAAGAUUCAAUAAGCCUACUAUUAGAGAGUGCAAGCCAAGAUAGGACUUGCAGUGAUCUUGGAAUUGAAAAUUAUUUAUGCACCUGCAUAAGAUGAGUUGAUAUUGCCUAUAAGCAGCAAUAUAAGCCAGUAACUGUUUUGGCUGAUCUAGCAAUAAAAUCAAUAAAUAAUCAAAUAAAAGAGUCGCAUGCUUCCUGCCAAUUGGUUCUUUUGGGUGCAGGUCAAAUGACUUUGCCUUUUUGAUAGUGUCAAUUUCACCGAAAAAUUUUUGGGAAAAUUUUUGAUAGUGAGACAUUUGAUCGAAAAAAUCCGUUAAUUUUCGGCCAAAUGUCCGCACUAUCAAAAAUUUUCGACCAAAUGGAUUUCGAUGAAAUGUACACUGUCAAAAUCCACUAUAGAAAUUGCCCGAGGAUGGCGCUAUUUGCACAUCCUCGGCAACCGAAAAUCGGCUCCACACGGGAACCAUUUUCCACGUGUGGAGCCAUUUUUCCACACGGGAACCAUUUUCCACGUGUGGAGCCAUUUUUCCACACGUGAGAAUCCUGACUUCCACGUGUGAAAAAAUCGCUCCACACGUGGAAAAUGGUUCCCGUGUGGAGCCGAUUUUCCGUAUUGCCAGAGAAUGGCGCAAAUAGCGCCGUUCUCUAGCAAUUAAUAUAUCAUUUGGCAUGGAGCCGGUUCAUUUAGAUAAUAUUCUAACUGCAAAAGAGCAUCAAAUAAGAGGUGAAGAAUUUCAAAAUAGAAACAUAACUAUUACCAUUUCUAUCAAAGAAAGCCAAAAGGCACUGUAUGAAGUGAAUGGAUUCGCAGCAGAAGCGACAAAAGAAUUCAGAAGGCUUGAGCUUGAUGACCCUUAUGGUUUCAACCCCAGUGAAAGAUUCACUCAAAGAUUCCCCAAGGGCUUAUUAAUUUCAAUGAAAGCUCAGCUGCAUUCAAUUAAAAGACUUGAUAUCUACUCACACAAUUGCACCAAGCCUGAAUCAUUAGCUGCUCCAUAUUGUUUCUGCUAA
This is a messenger RNA of Blepharisma stoltei, 2970 nucleotides long. Lineage: Eukaryota; Ciliophora; Heterotrichea; Heterotrichida; Blepharismidae. The record is from the annotation of a GenBank genome assembly.